AUGAUUGAGUCUUAUGUUGAUGAUAUUAUUACUGUUAAUGAAACUCAAAUUACUAGAGCUAUGAUGUUAUUAAUGGAACGAUGUAAAGUUAUUAUUGAAGGAGCUGGGGCUGUUGCUUUGGCUGGUCUCCUUUCCAAAAAACUUCCAAUUGAGAAAGGUUCAAAGGUUGCAGUUAUUGUUUCUGGUGGUAAUGUUAAUAUGAGACUAUUAAAUACUGUUAUUGAUCUUGGAUUAAUUAACUGUGAACGUUCACUUAAAUUAGAAGUUACUGCUCCAGAUUCACCAAUCAAUCUCAAUGAAUUAGUUAGUAUUAUUGCAGAACAAAAAGCCCAAUUAUAUGAUUUCCAAGUUAAAAAGAAUGUAGGUAUCGGAAUGUGUACUAUCAGAUUUUCAGUAGAGGUUGCUGAUAAAAAUCAUAAACAAGCUCUUGGUGAUGCAUUAAAAGCUAAGGGUUAUGAAUUCGUCUUUGUCUAA
Messenger RNA from Entamoeba dispar SAW760, 474 nucleotides. RefSeq names its product threonine dehydratase/deaminase, putative. The transcript has a single exon. The record is from RefSeq and is a predicted model, not a curated record. Gene Ontology annotation, biological process: L-serine catabolic process; L-threonine catabolic process. Gene Ontology annotation, molecular function: threonine deaminase activity; L-serine ammonia-lyase activity. Bases 1 to 474 code for a protein of 157 amino acids. Lineage: Eukaryota; Evosea; Mastigamoebida; Endamoebidae.